AUGCCAUCUAAACGCUCUAGAGGUGCACCUGCCUGGAGUAGAAAGGAAGUAUUGGAUCUUCUGGCCCUAUGCGGAAAAGAGGCGGUACAGCUACGGACCAGUCAUAGAAAUGUGGACAUAUCCAAAAAGAUUUCACACAAGAUGCAGGCAAAAGGGUAUGACAGGGAUCAGCAACAGGGGCAUGUGAAAGUGAAGAAACAGCAGCAGGCAUACCACAAGGCCAGGGAGGCCAACAGUCAAUCUGAUGUCAAACCGCAGACCUGCCACUUAUACAAUGAGUUGUACACCGUUCUAGCACUGCUUUGGAUAUUUCACGUUCUCGCAGCUCUGUCUUUCUAUUACCUCCAGUCCUACUCAUUUCGGGAGAAUCUGUUGUUCAUCAGGAAAAUUUGCUCUGAAGCCAAGGACCUGACAACUCCUCUUGGAAGAGAGAGAACUCUAGGAAGGAAACUAAGACUGUAUUGUACUGUUAAAGAAGCUGUGACAACUACUAAUGAUGGUGGCACUAUUUUAAAGCUGCUGGAAGUGGAACAUUUAGCGCCCACAUGGUUGUGUGAAUUGGCAGAACUACAAGAUAAGGAGUCUGGAGAUGGAACAAUCUCUGACAGUACUGGCAUGCGAAAGAUGCUGGUGCCAGGCAGUGAGGAGCAGGAAAGGGGCAGCAUUCCAAACAACACAGAAGUAACUUGCCCAGAAAGCUACUUCUGGCUAUGGGUGGCUCUGACUCCGGGAACACGUCCUUGCAGUGCCUGUGCCUCCCUUCCUCUACUCGUCACCACCCUCCACAGAAACCCACUUUAUAAACAAACCUGAACAUAUUUUUAAUAAAAAUCCUCUUCACAGCAA
Messenger RNA from Mauremys reevesii (Reeves's turtle), 846 nucleotides. RefSeq lists its product as uncharacterized. The transcript has 5 exons. Bases 1 to 813 code for a protein of 270 amino acids. Gene Ontology annotation, molecular function: ATP binding. The record is from RefSeq and is a predicted model, not a curated record. NCBI's taxonomy places the organism in Eukaryota, Metazoa, Chordata, Testudines, Geoemydidae.